UACGGAACCUGUAAGAAAUUCAAGAUUUAUUCUUGUAAAUGUAUAAAUUGGGACAAGAAAUAAUCGAGUUAAAUAGUUAAAUUACUUAAUAAUAACAAAGAUACGCAAAAUGGGAAAAAUGUUAAAAUCUGUGAACGAUUUUUCUGACAUAUUUUAAAACGUAAGUUUGAUUUAUUCCGAUGGUACACAAAAGCAACAGUUGCGUUUGAGUAAAGACGGAAGCAAACAGACACUGGGUAACGGUACUUAUACACAGUAAAAACAAAGAUGAACCUCAUAUGCUCGGCAUUAAUUCGAUGUUGACUAGAAGCUGGAAUGCGAAAGCAGAUGUUUGCCAAGAGCUUUAAAGAAAAAAGAAACAUUCAAAGAAAAUACGUCGUAUCUAAGAAAUGUUAGCGCUAAUGCUAAUAAUAGCAACCCAAGAGCUAGCUUUUAGCAGGUUGCCAGCCGGGACACGUAUCGGCAUCGUAUUUGGAUGUUUUCGUGUUUAAUCAAGGUUAAGUAAAAUGGAAGAGAUAAAGAGCGAGCCUGUGGAUUUUGUGAGGGAAUUUCAGGAAUACCUGACCCAGCAAACUCAGCACGUCAACAUGAUCUCGGGCUCCGUUUGUGGAGCAAAGGAAACAACCGAGCAGUUUCAGGCUGUUGUCCCAAGAUGUGAGCAGAAYGGUCUGGACCCCCCAUCUGUGGAGGUGAGCCUGCCUGUGGAGCCUGGGUCAGAUGUGCAGAUGAUGGACGACCUGGAGAGGACCUGCGAUGGAAARUAUAAAUGCAGCUACUGUAGCUAUGCCAAUAAAGGCAUGGCUCGUUUAAUAGAGCACACACGCAUUCAUACAGGUGAAAAGCCUCAUCGCUGUCAGCUUUGCCCCUUUGCUUCUGCGUACGAGCGCCACUUGGAGGCCCACAUGCGUUCGCACACGGGAGAGAAGCCGUACAAGUGUGACCUCUGCGCCUUCCGGUGCAGCGACCGCAGCAACCUGUCCCACCACCGCCGCCGCCGCCACAAGCUCCUUCCCACGAGAGUGGUUCGUCCUUCGUUUUCCAACAAGAGAGUGCUGAGCGCUUUGCAGAAGCGGACGGGCUCGCUGGGCUUCGGUCGGCGGCUCUUGGUCGGCUUAAAUCCUCUCUCCGUGGCGACGCCAAGGUCUGAGUAUCUGAGCGACUUAGCGAACAAGAUCCACCACUUAAAUGGCRGCGAGUAUAAAAAUCCUCCCAAGGCGGAUGAGAAUGAAAGCUACGGCCGGAGUGCGAAUGGUUUUAGAAACUCCCUGGACCAGCUGUCUGCGCUCGCCGGUCAGCUGACCAACCUUCACGCUGRACCGGAGACUCCGGCGUCACCUGACGGAGAGUCAUUAGAAGACGAGAAACCCAUCCUGAUCCAACACGUCUCCAGUGAACAGGCUGCAGUGAGUUCAGACGGAGUUCAGACAUCGCCCCGAAAAGACGAAACGUCCCCUUCAGCUCACGUAAGCAGCAGUCCAGUUCCAGCCUUCAGUCUGGAGAACAACAUGAACACUUUCACCGGGAGUGUUAGCAACAGCCAGGCGAGCACACCCACCCCGGCCCCGACUGUAACGGACCAACAGCUSCUACAGAAAUGUCAGCAUUGUGAUAUUCACUUUUCUGAUAAUAUACUCUACACCAUCCACAUGGGCUGUCAUGGUUUUAACCACCCAUUCCAGUGCAACAUCUGUGGUCAUAUGUGUGUAGAUAAAUACAAUUUUGCAUGUCAUUUUGCUCGUGGACAACAUAAAAAGUGACAGUGUGCACUUUUAGAUUUGGACUYCUGUUCAGCCGUGAAUGUCUUCUGCUGGCUGUUCUACUGCACAAGCAAUAAGGAACCAAGAACAGCUAAGGAAAUGUCCUGAUGCAUCUCAGUAAUCCAGGUAAAAAAAUCAAAAAGAAAAAUAUUGUAUAGGUCUUCUG
Austrofundulus limnaeus is the source of this 1923-nucleotide messenger RNA. RefSeq names its product zinc finger protein Pegasus. The coding region runs from base 507 to 1757 and encodes 416 amino acids. NCBI's taxonomy places the organism in Eukaryota, Metazoa, Chordata, Actinopteri, Cyprinodontiformes, Rivulidae. Gene Ontology annotation, molecular function: RNA polymerase II cis-regulatory region sequence-specific DNA binding; DNA-binding transcription factor activity. The record is from RefSeq and is a predicted model, not a curated record. Gene Ontology annotation, biological process: regulation of transcription by RNA polymerase II. The transcript is spliced from 3 exons.